Molecule: messenger RNA, 2823 nt
Organism: Spea bombifrons (plains spadefoot toad)
Lineage: Eukaryota; Metazoa; Chordata; Amphibia; Anura; Pelobatidae
Gene: DRC7
Product: dynein regulatory complex subunit 7
Exons: 18
Coding region: 169-2781 (870 amino acids)
Biological process (GO): flagellated sperm motility
Cellular component (GO): motile cilium
Source: RefSeq, a predicted model, not a curated record
AAUUACUGCGACUCGGUUACUAUGGAUAACAGAACUACACCUCCCAGCAGGCCCGGCAGCACUUCCUGCAUCCUGUGUUAGGUUGCCCUGGUAACAGCAGAGGUACAGACAGUGUGGAGACGGGUACACUUAGCAAGGUGUCGGCCGGCGGAGACAGAGGAGCAGGAGAUGUAUGUGACGGAGACGGAGGAGCGGGACGAGCGGGAGAUGGACGUGACGGAGGAGCGGGACGAGCGGGAGAUGGACGUGACGGAGACGGAGGAGCGGGGGCAGACAGACGGGGGGAUCGGGGAGGACCUACUGACUGAAGACGAGCUGCGUGAUUUGCAGGAACAGCUGUCUCAGAUUGAGCUGCCCGGCUCCGGCCACCGCGAACCCCUUCCCCCUGACAAUGACAUCGAGUUCCCCUCAUCCUACAAAACCAACUCCCGCAAGGAGCGGAUCUUGCUUGAUCUAGCGGAAAACUUCUGCCGUCAGUACGCGCACCUCUACCCGGACCGGAAACCCCUCUUCACCUGUCCCCAGAAUGAGUGUGGGGUGGAGAAGUUUGUCUGCACCACUCUGCGCCCCACUCUCCUUCCGUACCCGGAGCUGUACAGCUGGGAUGGCUGCGCCCGCUUUGUGUCCGAGUACCUGGUGAUGCAGCCCCUACACCCCCCGCUGGAGCUGCCGCGCAUGCUCCUCUCUUCUAGCACGGCCCUGCGGAGGCAGCAGGGGAGCUGCUUUGAUUUCAGCGUGCUGCUGUGCUCUCUGCUGCUGGGUGCCGGCUACGAUGCGUACUGCGUCAGUGGGUACGCGACGCGGGAGAUGUGCCUAAUGGACGAGAGCCGAGACAUCUGCCCCCUGCUGCAGAAACCCAAAGAGAUCCCCGGGGAGCCCCCUGUGAAGCAUCACAAGAAGUACAGCGUUAAAGCCCCCCGACAGCUGAUCAGUAACUUUGAGGUGCAGCAAAACGCCAAGCAACAAGAGAAGAUCCAGCAAGGCCUUCGCCGACAGCGCCAGGAGGAGGAGCAGCGCCUGGCGGAUGCAGAACAGCCCGGGCCGGAUCCUUUGUAUGGACUCCGGGUGCAUUGCUGGGUUUUGGUUCUGUGUGGGAAGCGCGAGGUGCCGGAGGAUUUCUUCAUUGAUGCGCUCACCGGGAAAAGCUUCCAGACCAAAGAUGAACAUUUCCUGGGUGUCGAAAGUGUUUGGAAUCAUGAGAACUACUGGGUUAACAUGCAGGACUGCCGCCACGCGUGCAAGGACAUGAGGUUUGAUUUGGCCGAUCCCCUGCACUGGGAAUACAUGCUUCUGAGUGCCUCCAAACCGCUGCUUCUCACCCCCAAUGCGGAGCAGGAGGACGAGGAGGAGGAUGAAGACCCGGACCAAGACACAAAGCCGGUACUACAGAUGCCCCCAUCUUGGGUCCUUCCCAUUGUGAUAACUCCAAAAGACUUUGAGACUCGCUGUCCCCAGGGCAAGAAAGUUCUGCAGUACAAGAAGACCAAGUUGGAGAAAUGGGCCCCGUACCUGCAGCGGGAUGGACUGGUUUCCCGUCUCUCUCUUUACCUGGACAGCGAGUGCUCUCAGGUGGUAGAAAUCCAAGACUGGUUUCAGAACAGGCAGGACAAGCUGGAUAUGAGGCGUCGGGAAACGCGGGCCGGGGUGACUAGCGAGUACUUCUCUCCUGGACGCAGCGAUGCCUUGAAAGUCCAUGUCUUCCAGUCUAUGGCUCCGGAGAGCGAGCGCAGGAUGGUCUUUUACAGCGAGUCGCGUCUAGAUGGUCUAAAGACGAGAGACGAGAAGGCCACGGAGAUGACGGAGACGUUUCAGGGCCGAUCAGACUUCCUGUAUUACCGGCACACGCUGUUCAGGAAAAGGCCUAAGAAGGUGGCAAUAGCAGGAGGCCCCGCGGAGGCUAAUCCCAGACCCAUUCUGAAAGUUACAGAGCGUUUCCAUAGGAAUGAGGGGAAAGCAGCCAACGAGGAUGUGGCCGAGCGGACCUUCCUGCUCACAGAGGAUCGCAUCCAGCUCCGCAGUCACCGGGCAGAUGAUCGUAUCACCACCUCGUCCUGGGACUUCCUGAAGCCACCCAAUUUAGGAGAGAAGGGCGCGCGUGUCACUCUGACUCCAGAGACCUGUGCCUCCUACCAGGUGGAGCCCCGUGAAGCGGUCACCAAACAGCUGUACAUGUACGAGACCCUGAUCCGCCUGCAGCGGGGGGAGCUGGAUGCAAAGGAGGCAGUCCGGAGGUCAGAGGCCGAGGUUCUGAAGAUCUUGGCCGUCCGCACUCAGGAAGAGGCCUGUCCUCGGCUCACCGUAUCCAUUUACGACACAGAACGAAAUGAGAAGAGCAAGGAGCAAAGAGAGGCCAUGGAGAGAGCGCAGCGGGAGGACAGCGAGCUCCGCGCCAUGCUGGAGCUAGACUACCUGGCACCGUACCUGGCCCAGCUCGGAGACCCCGUGAAGCUGAACCGAGCGCAGGCACAGCAAGUAAAGGAAGACUGUCUGAGGGACCUGAAGCAGAGGCUCAUCGAGCAAGCAAACCUCAUCCAAGCUCGCUUUGAGAAGGAAACCCAGGAGCUCCAGAAGAAGCAGCAAUGGUACCAGCAGAACCAGCUGUCCAUGGCCAAGGAGGACGAGGAAAGCUAUCUAGACUUCUGCUCAGAAGCCAUGUUCCGCAUCCAUAUCUUGGAGACCCGACUUAACAGACACAAGGACCUAGCGCCCAAGAAAUACCUGGCUCUGGAAGAUCAGCUAAACAAGGACCCGCGGCUGAGUGAGCAGCUCCUCUCCUCAUAAUUCCCCGUAUCCCUCAAUAAACAUGCCUUCCAAUGCACCCUU